AUUUGUGCAUUGCGUGUAGUUAGGAAAUAUCCAGAUCGACAUAUUCAUUUAAACCAUGCGAGCAUCAACGCCGCUUGGGCUGCAAGAAUCCUAAAGAUUAUUACGAACGAAACACUGCGCCAAUCCCUCGCUAAAUGUGCUCCAAAACAAGAUGUUCUAGUCUUGAACAACAACGUUAGCUACGAUAGCAGUUAUCUUCCAAGGAGGAUCAUUGAGAAAAAAAUGUUCUUCAGUUUUCAUCGUAAUCCGAUGAUAAUGAUGCUAGCAGCAAAGGCCACAACAACAACAACAACAACAACAACAACAACAAGUCCACUGUUUGUUAGCAGCGUAUGGAAUAGUACUGGCUCACGACUCGCUGUGCGAUCAGCUGGACAGUGUUUUCGCUAUGCCUUGCUAUUACUAUUACCAUUGGCCAUCGUCAAACCUUGUCAUCAUCAGCCAUCACCGGCGUUAACUCGUAACGAAGUUACUGGCUGUCCCUUUUCCAGCUAUUCCACAGAGUUAUCGCUUUCGUCAUUUCCGCCGUUCAUCGCGUCUGUGCUUCGCCGAAUUUCUAACGCGUUUCGGCAGCGAUGAGAUGAGAGAAGGACCCUGGGUCCCAUCAUUAUUCCCGCCCUCGGCGGUUCUGGUCUUCCCACCGUUGCGUGACACGAUGGACGUCGUCACGUUGGUUACGGACCCUCCGCCAUCGCUACGCCCUUCGCCAGGCACAGACGCCUGGUGCGAUCUACUCAUAGAAUGGGAAGGCAACCUAACGAGGUUUCCCCUACCCAUUACGAACGAACUGGUCGAAGCGUGCUUACUCAAUGAUCAGGUGUCGAAGGAGUACCUUGAACCACCGCAAUAUCACUGGCUAGCGUUGGUCUUGCUAGUGAUCCCGUUGGCCGGCGUGCUCGGCAAUAGUCUUGUCUGCAUUGCCGUCUGGCAGGAACGACGCCUUCACAACGUCACCAAUUUCUUUCUCGUCUCUUUAGCUCUUGCUGAUCUGAUGGUGUGCCUCGCGGUCAUGCCCUUCGGAGUGCUCGAACUAUUUUACGGUUACUGGCCGUUCUCUACGGUUGUCUGUACAAUAUGGGUGACCUGCGAUGUCCUUGGGUGUUCGGCCUCGAUCCUUCACCUCUGCUGCAUUUCAGUAGGCCGUUACAUCGGCAUCCGUAAUCCGUUACGGACCCGCCAACGGACGCAAUACCAAAGUCGCCGUAGUGUUCUUACACGAGUUCUUGGUGUGUGGCUGCUUGCGUCAGUGAUCAGUUGUCCUCUGCCAUUACUGGCGGCUCAAGAUGUGAACAAUGUACGCCCGUCAGGUGAGGCAUGCGCGAUCAAUAAUCGAUUUUUCCUCGCUUUCGGAUCAAUCUUCGCCUUUUAUUUACCCAUGAUGGUUAUGAUGGUCAUCUACGUGCUAACCGUACGUGAACUGCACAAGCCGCCAGACCUCAGCUCGUCCACAGCCAAUCCCACUACUAUAACCAGUACAACAACAAUUCAGCCAAACCCCGCAGCAGGGGGGUCCAUCUCGGUGACGUCUGGUACAGUCUCGGGCACUGAUUCAGGAGGUGGAGGCACGGUCACCAUUGGGGUCAUCGGCGUUGGCGGCACAGGUGGGGGAAUCCAGACCCAGUCGUCUGCUUGCUCCUCGAAUGGCAAUGGAACUAAUAUGAGUACCGGUAACGCGAUCACUGGCGCGUUAGCUACCACCGCCGGUUUCCCGUUUUCACGAAUCGCCUCGGCCAAAGCCAACGGCUCGGGUUCAGCGUCAAGCGGCGAAACUUGCCCGUGCGUUCUUGCCGUACGAACCGCUAGGGCCCUCAACGAGCGUCGAGCUACCAAAGUUCUUGGCGUCGUAUUUCUGCUCUUUUUCGUAUGCUGGUCGCCUUUCUUUGUGCUCAACGUGCUGCAGAUACCGCUCGGCAGUGACUUCUUUCCCGGGUACAUGUCGACUGGCUUUCUAUGGCUUGGUUACAUGUCAUCAACGGUCAAUCCGCUCGUCUACACCGUGUUCAAUCGCGUGUUUCGUUCAACGUUCUGGCAGUUGUUAACGUGCCGCUGUGGGAAGCGUCGGCGACGCCUACUGUAUAGCAACACGAUACGUGGGUAUGGCUAUGCUAGCUCGCGCGACAUGGUCUCUUGGUCGUUUCGGUCGACUUACCGGCAGCCCCGACCUGACCACAGGAGUCAAGGCUCGGGCCAAAUGGGGACCACACGACUGACAAACGAAAGAAGGCCCUGACGAAAGCGGGUCGACUCACA
Messenger RNA from Varroa destructor (honeybee mite), 2250 nucleotides. Its product is annotated as 5-hydroxytryptamine receptor 2A-like. Gene Ontology annotation, biological process: adenylate cyclase-activating adrenergic receptor signaling pathway; positive regulation of MAPK cascade. Gene Ontology annotation, cellular component: plasma membrane. Gene Ontology annotation, molecular function: G protein-coupled receptor activity. The record is from RefSeq and is a predicted model, not a curated record. Lineage: Eukaryota; Metazoa; Arthropoda; Arachnida; Mesostigmata; Varroidae.